Molecule: messenger RNA, 1839 nt
Organism: Heterobasidion irregulare TC 32-1
Lineage: Eukaryota; Fungi; Basidiomycota; Agaricomycetes; Russulales; Bondarzewiaceae
Exons: 7
Coding region: 1-1617 (538 amino acids)
Biological process (GO): peptidyl-threonine phosphorylation; peptidyl-serine phosphorylation
Molecular function (GO): ATP binding; protein serine/threonine kinase activity; protein serine/threonine/tyrosine kinase activity
Source: RefSeq, a predicted model, not a curated record
AUGGGUACGCCGUCAUCCAGCCGGCAAUCGCUCAAUACCCCAUCCCCUGUGCCAAGUUCCGUUGAUGAAGAGGAGUUGCUGGGUGACGAGGAGAUGAUGCAUUAUAUCAAGCGGCAGCAGCAGAAGAAGCUGGCGCAUGGGGCCACCCAAGAAGAGUUGGAAGGCAUGCUUCGUUUCCCUGAACCUUCACCCCCUGUUCCACCAUCAACUCCGGCUGCUAUCCUCAAGAGCAGCCAACGUCAUCAACUGUCUGAUUACGAACGGAAGGAAAUUUUGAAUUUCCCCUCUGUGUAUUAUAUUGGCGCGAAUAGCGAGAAGAAGCCCGCGCACCCUGACAAACCGACGAAUAACUUUGGGUACGACGAUGAGCGAGGCGACUAUCUGAUCGUCAAUCACGACCACCUGGCUUAUCGCUAUGAGGUCAUAGACACCUUGGGCAAGGGCUCCUUUGGUCAAGUGCUCAACUGUCGCGAUCACUGCACUGGUGAAUCCGUCGCUAUCAAGAUCAUCCGCAACAAGAAACGCUUUCAUCAUCAGGCCUUGGUCGAAAUCAAGAUCCUCGACAAUCUGCGCAAAUGGGAUGCCGACGAGAAACACCAUGUCAUCAAGAUGACAGAGCAUUUCUACUUCCGCGAUCAUCUGUGCAUUGCCAUGGAACUCCUCAGCAUCAAUCUCUACGAGCUCAUCAAGGCCAACGGGUUUGUCGGAUUUACCACCGCGUUGAUUCGCCGUUUCACCACGCAAAUGCUCGCCUCGCUCUCGCUGAUGCGACAUCACCGUAUUGUACAUUGCGACCUGAAGCCAGAGAACGUUCUUUUACGACAUCCUGCGAAGAGUGCCAUCAAGGUCAUCGAUUUUGGUAGCAGUUGCUUCGAACAUGAGAAAAUUUAUACUUACAUUCAGAGCCGGUUCUAUCGAUCCCCCGAAGUUAUUAUGGGCAUGAACUACCACAUGGCCAUCGACAUGUGGAGCCUUGGAUGUAUUCUUGCCGAACUGUACACCGGCUUUCCCAUUUUCCCUGGCGAGAAUGAGCAAGAGCAGUUGUCUUGCAUCAUGGAGGUGCUGGGUGUUCCGGACAAAGACUUUGUCAACCGUAGUUCUCGAAAGAGACUCUUCUUUGAUUCAACCGGUGCGCCACGGCCUGUCGUUAAUUCCAAGGGCCGUCGAAGACGUCCAGGCACGAAGACGCUUGCGCAGGCUUUGCGUUGCGACGAUGAGCUCUUCGUCGACUUCAUCGCAAAGUGCCUUGUCUGGGAUCCUGAGCGCCGUAUCAAGCCUCAGAACGCGAUGCGCCAUCCAUUCCUCACUGCGGGACGGCGUGCGAAGAUCAGCGCGCCUGCUCCUGGCACUGCGAAAGCGUUGCUCGCUUCUGCUUCAAACCUGUCUAGUCGCAGCAAACCCGUCGAGACGCCAAAGAAGUCGCAAAUCAGCGCUCCUACGCCUCUAACUGCUCGUGUCACUCGUACAACCAAUGCAGUUCCCUCUACGCCCAGUGGCUCUACGUCGAUGCAUUCGAUGGGUUCUGCGAGAUCCUACCGAACGUCCCAAACACAAGCCAUAUCCUCAUACCACUCCAGCCGAACACUGAACGGAUUUGCAACGACCACCAACAAGUGAACUUGAUGUUCACAUCCUUCUCACUUAUUUUACCUCCAUGAUGACUUUGAUCGUACAUUUUUAGAUUGAGUACCUUUUACGAAAACACAAGCUGGCCCUCCAUACCCCUUGGUCCGCUGUAUUUUACCUAUUACUGCUCUGCUUGUCCUUCUGUUGUUCCUGCACAUCGUCGUAAUCCGUCGCAUCACUCUGCACCACAAUAUAAUAUCCAAUUCAUCUAGC